AUGAUUAAUUAACAUCCACUUUAUUUGGAACAAUAACAAUGGUUAGCCUAAUUUUAAAAAGGUAAAUAAGAACCAGAAGAGCAAUAGGAUUAAUCUCAAGAAUAUCUUGCAAUGGGUUUUGAUGAUCAAAAAAGGAUCCUAAAAUUAAUCAAAAAGUACAACGGAGAUAAGGCUAAGAUAGUGGAGUCAUUGAUAGAUAAGACAAAGAAAAAGGUUAAGAAGGAGGAGAUUGACAUUAUUUAAAUUGUUAAAGAUACCUAAAUUUUGUAUGUGGAUUGUAACAAUGUGAAAUAUGCUAACAGAAAUUGGAAUGAAUUUCAUGGAAAAUAAAAAGAGCAAAUUGUAAAGAUGCUGGACAUUGUUGCAAGUUGGUUAUAAAAUGUUAAUUCAUAAUUAAAUGAAGUUCAUUUGAUUUGGGAUGUUUAUAAGGUUAGGAAUAUCCAGUAGUUGUAAGGUGAAAUAACCUAAUUGGAUCUAUUCAAGAAUCUAAUAAAUUUGAGUUAAGAAGGAAAAAAGAUUACGUUUUGGAUAGAAUGUGGAAACAAAAAGAUAUUAUUUACUAUUGAAUCCUCGCAUCCAAGAAUCGCAGAUGAUUUAAUCGUGGACUUGUGCUCUUAGAAUGUAUAAAAAUCCAAGGAAACAACUGUUGUGACCAGUGAUAGAGGGUUGAGGGAUAGAUUAAGAGAAUAUGGAAUUUAAACUUUCAUCGGAUGUGGAAAAUGGUGGAAACUAGAUUUCAAUAAUGACUAACACUAAAUUUGA
This is a messenger RNA of Paramecium tetraurelia, 762 nucleotides long. RefSeq lists its product as uncharacterized. The transcript has a single exon. The record is from RefSeq and is a predicted model, not a curated record. NCBI's taxonomy places the organism in Eukaryota, Ciliophora, Oligohymenophorea, Peniculida, Parameciidae.